GCGCGCGGUGCAGGAUGGGCAGGCGGCGCGUGCGCAGUGCGGGGCCGGAGGGAAGAUGGUGCUGAUCAAGGAGUUCCGAGUGGUUUUACCCUGCUCAGUGCAAGAGUAUCAAGUUGGGCAGCUGUAUUCUGUGGCAGAAGCUAGCAAGAAUGAAACAGGAGGUGGCGAAGGAAUUCAAGUCUUGAAAAAUGAGCCUUAUGAAAAGGAUGGUGAGAAGGGACAAUACACCCACAAAAUCUAUCAUUUAAAGAGUAAAGUCCCUGGGUUUGUAAGGAUGUUUGCUCCAGAAGGCUCCCUGGUGUUCCACGAGAAGGCCUGGAACGCGUAUCCCUACUGUAGAACAAUUGUGACGAAUGAAUACAUGAAAGAUGACUUCUUCAUAAAAAUUGAGACCUGGCAUAAACCAGAUUUGGGGACAGCAGAGAACGUGCACAAUUUAGACCCAAACACGUGGAAGAGUGUUGAAGUUGUCCAUAUUGACAUUGCAGAUAGAACCCAAGUAGAACCAGGAGACUACAAAGCUGAUGAAGACCCUGCGUUAUUUCAGUCCGUUAAGACGAAGAGAGGACCUUUGGGGCCAAAUUGGAAGAAGGAGCUAGCAACUGAUGAAGAGUGUCCUAAAAUGUGUGCUUACAAGUUGGUGACUAUCAAAUUUAAAUGGUGGGGGCUGCAGAACAAAGUUGAAAACUUUAUACAAAAGCAAGAAAAAAGGAUAUUUACCAACUUCCAUCGCCAGUUGUUCUGUUGGAUUGACAAGUGGAUUGAUCUGACUAUGGAAGACAUUAGGAGAAUGGAGGACGAAACCCAGAAGGAGCUGGAAGCGCUACGUAAUCAAGGCCAAGUCAGAGGAACCAGUGCUGCCCAUGAUGAGUGAUGGUGGAUGAGCCGUCGUCACAUGCAGCGCUGAUACACAGACGUGUGUGUGGAUGCAUGAUUAUUUGUAUAUAAUUAUAUAUACGCACAUGCAUACUGAAAGGGGUUGUGACAGUGUCUCCAGGGUACUAUACCUGUCCUCAGCAAAGAUUCAAAGGAAACUGCUUUCAUUAUGUAUACCCGAAGCAAAUAAAAAUCAACUGAGUAGUGUCAUUUAAAGGAUGAAUUAACUGCGGAAUUAUGCUAACUGGUAUGUUUCAUGAAUGUCAAUACUGGACCAAUUUAUUCCCUACUUGUUUUUUUUCCUGUCUUGAGUCACUCUGCUAUAACUGGCCCAUUUGUAAAAGGAACAGAUUCAAGUUAAUUCCAGUUUUGUGUCUUCCCUAUGUGAUUAUUUUUGGAAUAGGAACAAUGAAUGUAUUUAUAGCUAUUUAUUUCUGGAUUGUCAUUAGCCUAUAGUCAAAUCAGAACAAAAUUUCUACUAGUGGAAAUUGGAAGACUUUUACUGUUGAAAAAGUUUAACCCAAACUUUAUACCCAUUCACUGAUUUAAAAGAAAAAAAAUCAUGUUUUAUUGGACUUUUGUACAUUGAAUUGCUAAUGUUUUUUCUUCAUUAAAAUUGGCAAGAUUAAGGAAAAA
This is a messenger RNA of Apus apus (common swift), 1512 nucleotides long. It is a transcript of the gene PITPNB, whose product is annotated as phosphatidylinositol transfer protein beta. Gene Ontology annotation, cellular component: cytoplasm. Gene Ontology annotation, molecular function: phosphatidylcholine binding; phosphatidylinositol transfer activity; phosphatidylinositol binding. NCBI's taxonomy places the organism in Eukaryota, Metazoa, Chordata, Aves, Apodiformes, Apodidae. The transcript is spliced from 11 exons. Gene Ontology annotation, biological process: phospholipid transport. Bases 56 to 874 code for a protein of 272 amino acids. The record is from RefSeq and is a predicted model, not a curated record.